Molecule: messenger RNA, 2068 nt
Organism: Polypterus senegalus (gray bichir)
Lineage: Eukaryota; Metazoa; Chordata; Cladistia; Polypteriformes; Polypteridae
Product: nuclear autoantigenic sperm protein (histone-binding)
Exons: 14
Coding region: 157-1935 (592 amino acids)
Biological process (GO): DNA replication-dependent chromatin assembly; CENP-A containing chromatin assembly
Cellular component (GO): nucleoplasm
Molecular function (GO): histone binding
Source: RefSeq, a predicted model, not a curated record
CUGACUUCUGUAUUUAAAGGCGCCAAGGAAAACUGCGGGAGGCAGAACUGCCAUCUUUUGGGGUGCCUGACGAGCUGGGUGAUUCUGUUUUAAUUUCUCUCCUUUUUUAAAAUAAAAAAGUUUCAAAAUAGUCACCUUUACACUACUUCAGUGAAAAUGCCGGAAGAAUCAUCUACUGUAGCCUCUGGCACGAAUACAACCACUGAUGCACCGUCGUCCUCAACCUCAUCUGAGCAGCCCGAAAGUGCCAAUGUGGAUGUUCUUGAGAAUGCCAAAAAAUUGUUGGGAACUGGAAAUAAGCAUAUGGUGAUGGGCAACAUCCCUGCAGCAGUAUCAGUCUUCCAGGAAGCCUGUGGAAUGUUGGCAAAGAAAUAUGGUGACACUGCAGAUGAAUGUGCUGAGGCAUUCUUCCUUUGUGGAAAAGCACUCUUGGAUCUGGCAAGAAUGGAGAAUGGAGUCCUUGGAAAUGCACUUCAGGGUGUACCAGAAGAAGAAGAUGGCGUGGAAGAUGAAACCGAAAAAGAUGGCAAAUUUGAAAGUACAGAAAACCUGGAUGAAAAUACAAGGAAAGUGCUGCGGGACCAGGUCUAUGAUGCCAUGGCAGAGAAAGAGAAGAAAGAAGGUGACGUGACAGAGGGGGCUGACACAACGAAAGGAGGGACUGACACAGUGACAGAGUGCAAACUAAAUAAAGACCAACCUGAAGAGAAAUCUGAGCCUUUGAAGACUGAACAACCCCCCACUGCAGUAAAGGAAGAAACUGAAGCAAAGGUAUCUUCAAAAGAAGCUGAGGCGACGGAGAAUGAGAAAGAAGUAUCUUCAACAAAUGUGGAACCUGCAGCUGACUCUACAAAUGAAGGUGAUGCUCCUCCUGCAGAGGAAAAAGUAUCUCCAAAGAAAGAAGAGCCUUCCAGUGAACAGAAGCAAGAGGAGAUGGCUAUAGAAGAGAGCAAAAAGGAGAUAGAAAGUGAAGAUAAAGAGAAUGAGGACCCUUUGAAAAAUGGGGAAGUGUCAGAAGGAAAAGAAGCUGAAGAAAAUGAAGAUGCCGAUGAAGCAGAAGCCAUGGAAGAGGGUGAAGAUGCUGAAGAGGAUGAAGUGGAGGAAGAGGAUAAUGCUGAAGAUGAAAAUACAGAGGAUAAGGAAAGUGAAGAGGAGGAGGUUGGGAACCUACAGCUGGCUUGGGAAAUGCUUGAGAUUGCCAAAGUCAUCUAUAAAAGGAAAGAGUCUAAGGAGGAUCAGUUACGGGCAGCACAGACCUACCUGAAGCUUGGUGAAGUUGGUUUGGAAUCUGGCAAUUAUACCCAAGCUGCUGAGGAUUUCCAGGAGUGUCUAACUCUUCAGAAGAAGCAUUUGGAACCUCACAGUCGACUGCUUGCGGAGACAUACUACCAGCUUGGCCUUGUGUCUGGUUAUUCAGGGCAAUAUGAUCUUGCCAUUCAGUACUAUAACCAAUCUGUGGAGGUUAUACAGAAUCGACUUUCAAUGCUGAAAGAAGUCCUUGACAAGGCUGAAAAUGAAGACUCUGUGGCUGAUGAUAAGAAGGAAAUGGAAGAGUUGAAAGUUCUUCUUCCAGAAAUAAAAGAAAAAAUUGAAGACGCCAAAGAAAGUAAAACCACUGGCCAUGUGGCAUCUGAAGCAAUAAAGGAGACUAUGACUGGUGGUUCUACAAGUGCAUUCUCUGGGGAUUCUGGGACCACAUCUACAACUCCAACAAAUUCGAGUGAAGGGGCUUCAUCAAAGGCUGUUUCGGAUAUUUCCCAUCUUGUGCGGAAGAAGAGAAAAACUGAAGAUGAGAGCCCAAUAAAGGAAGCUAAAAAGUCCAAACCAGAGCCAGCAAUAAAUGGUGCAGAAGAGCCUGCCAGUAAUGGCAAUGGAGUUGAGAAAAUGGAAGAGGAGCCCUCCCAGUCUGCUGUCUCACUAGAGUCGUCUGCAUGAUUUCCAUGAAGAUGGCAGUUCUUGCCCACAUCAACUAAGCACCCCUGUUCAUUGCAUUUGGUUUUUUGUACAUACUUUCAUGUUUUUUGUAAAAUUGUAGUAAAUUUCAAUAAAGCUUAUUUGUGAAAAGGGA